Messenger RNA from Lottia gigantea (owl limpet), 1047 nucleotides. RefSeq lists its product as hypothetical. The coding region runs from base 1 to 1047 and encodes 348 amino acids. Lineage: Eukaryota; Metazoa; Mollusca; Gastropoda; Lottiidae. The transcript is spliced from 2 exons. The record is from RefSeq and is a predicted model, not a curated record.
AUGGAUGAAAUUUGCGCCAUUUUAAAGGAAUAUUUAGAAAGUGACACUGAUAAUAUAAUUGAUUUAUUCAAAGAAUAUAGCGCUAGCACGAAAGAUAAAACGGAGGUUCAUUCGAGGCUUAAAAAAAUAAAAUGUACUAAACUAAUGGCCUUUGAUGCUAACGGUUUGUACGCUUCCGCCAUGUCGGAUUUAGAUAGCGAAUAUCCGAGAGCGGAAAGUGGUAGACCAUUUCUACCGGAAGAAAAUAAAGAAUUUGCCAAGCUCUUUAAUGAACAGAAAUUCAGACCUAGAACUGCUAUUUUAAAGGUCUGGUUUGAAUAUCCCAAAAACAUGUUCUUCCAACAGAUACAGCUAAAGAUAAAAUCACUUUCACGAAUAAAGAAGAUAAAUGAAGAAGAAAAAGAAUUUAUUCCUCCUAAAUCUACACGACUAGUCAUUUGGGAUCAUUCGUUUUAUCUCACAAUAAAAAAAAUAAUGAAUAAUUUUAUUCGCGUGAUAGAUGGAUUUUAUAAGCCUGAAAUAUACUAUACGAAUACCGAUAGUUUAUACAUUUCGUCUAGCAAUUGGGAUAAAUUAAAUGAAGCUGGGUUGGUGUCCGAAAAUGAUUAUUGUAAAGGAAAGAAUGAUUAUGGUGAUGGUGGAAUUAUAUUUGAUUUAUAUUUAGCGCCAAAAGUUCAAUACAAUAUCAUUCUAACUUCCGAUGGUGUUUUAAAAGAAAAGAAAACGUUUAAGGGUUACUCUAAAGAUCAGAUAUUCGUAGAAGAUAAUAUUCGAUUAGCUAGUGGACUCGAUGUAACGAAUGAAUUUAAGAAACCUUGGGUAAAAAGUUUUACUGAUGGAAUAGUUAUUCCAAAUGAUAAACAAAAGAAAGUUUUUAGAAGUUAUCUAAAUCUCGUUAAGAGCAAAGCACCAAACAGUGAAGGAAUUAUGUAUCCUUACAACGACGGAAAAGAAUUGAACAGGGAUGAAAACUACGAAUUUGAUGAUUACGAUUACCUUACUAUUCAAGAAGGGAAUGAAGAUUCUGUUUUAAAUGAAGUUGAAUAA